CUUAUCCUCAUAUUCACUUCCUCCUUCAACCCAGCAGAAUCAAGUCAUAUGAGAAAUGGACAAGCUAGGGCUAAGUACACUCAUUUUGCUAAAGAUCAUCCUUCUAUACUACCACUGUGGUGUCAAAGGCUGUCAGGUGACCUUGAAACAAGAGAAAAACAAAGCAACCCAAUUAUGGGAAACUAUUACAUUAUCAUGUUGGUACAACGCAACAAACUGCCCAGAUGAGAUAGAGGUAUUUUGGUUUCGGUUUCUUGCUUCCAGCCAGGAAAACCUGUCCAAAGGUAGUGAUCGGUUCAUUAUCAGCAAAGAUUCCAAGAAUCUGGAAAUUAAAAGUGUAACAGCACAGGACAGUGGGAUAUAUUUUUGUGGCAUAACACAUAGAAAUCGGCAACCUACAAAACAGAAUAUUGGACAAGGAACAAUACUACAGGUAUCAGAUGGAUAUAAGAAAACAUUUACAGCGGGAAAAACUAGUUUAAUUUUCAUUUGUACACUGCUAUUUGUAUACUGUGUUACAGUAUUUUCAUACUAUGCUUACAGGUCAAAGGGCAAGUUCUGCAAUCUGAAAGAAGACAAGGACAUGAAUCAAACUGGUAGAAGCUACAAAACUAGAAGGAUUUUCCAGGCAAUAGCACAGGAAUACCAUAGGAGAUACGAUGGAAAAACACAGAAACGAAACCAGGUAAUAGAGAAUGAUACCAUCUAUCAAAAUACAAGUUAUACGCACUGAAAGCCAUAAGGACGACACUCCAAUUAUGAUGCAUGUUGGAGAAGAUGCCCCACUAAGCGUUUUAUAAAUCCCUGAAAUGUCAAGCUCUGAUUAGCAUAUAUGCGCAUGAAGAGUGUAAGUGUGGGUGCGCGCGCGUGCAUGAAGAGUGUGUGUGCAUGAAGAGCGUUAGCGCAUGCAAGCAAUUAGUAUAUGCAUCAGCAAUUGUUGCCUAAUGCUUAUUUAAUUCUUUUGUGUAAUAGUAAAGUUCUGACAUUUACUUUUCA
Messenger RNA from Rana temporaria (common frog), 996 nucleotides. Its product is annotated as immunoglobulin superfamily member 6-like. Lineage: Eukaryota; Metazoa; Chordata; Amphibia; Anura; Ranidae. The coding region runs from base 56 to 733 and encodes 225 amino acids. The record is from RefSeq and is a predicted model, not a curated record. The transcript is spliced from 6 exons.